UCAAGAUUUCAUCUUUUUGAGUAUAUCAUGGAUAUGUCAAAUUUUGAUGAGAGCAAUUCUAGUGAAAACCAACAACUACCCACUUUUAAAGAUCCAAAAGGGUGUCUAGAUAUUACAACAAAUCAUCAAAAAGAUGAUGAUACCAAGAAAAUUGUAAUAUUGCAUCAAGAUCCAAAAGGGUGUCAAGAUAUUAUAAUGGAUGAACAAAAAGAUGAUGAUGAUGCCAACAAAAUAGAAAUAUUGCACCAAAAUAAUCCAAAAGGGUCUCAAGAUAUUACAAAAGGCAUCAAGAAAAUAAUGGUAUUGCAAGAAGAUCCAAAAGGGUGUCAAGGUAUUACAAUGGACACCAACAACAUAGUAAUAUUGCAUCAAGUUCCUAAUCAAGAUCAUCAUGGUGAUGUUGUUAAUGAGACAAUAGUUAUACAACACGUUGAAGACAAAUUGGUACAAGAAGAUAGUGUUGUUAUACAACACGUUGAAGAUGAUGUUGACAACAAUAUAAUAGUAGCACUAUUAGAAGAUGACAAUGAUGGAUUUAGGACUCCAACUUCUUUGGAAUCGAAAAUUCCAAUUUUGACAACAUGUCCUGGUGCACCAAGAGGCAACUAUAGUGGUAUUAAACGAAAAGCUUCAUCACCACCAAGAAGAGGGGAAAGAAAUAUAAGAAUAUGGAACGAUUAUCGCCACCGCGAUACCGCUAGAUUUUGA
Messenger RNA from Solanum verrucosum, 708 nucleotides. RefSeq lists its product as uncharacterized. Bases 28 to 708 code for a protein of 226 amino acids. Lineage: Eukaryota; Viridiplantae; Streptophyta; Magnoliopsida; Solanales; Solanaceae. The transcript is spliced from 2 exons. The record is from RefSeq and is a predicted model, not a curated record.